Haplochromis burtoni (Burton's mouthbrooder) is the source of this 5034-nucleotide messenger RNA. It is a transcript of the gene usp2a, whose product is annotated as ubiquitin specific peptidase 2a. Gene Ontology annotation, cellular component: cytoplasm. Gene Ontology annotation, biological process: protein deubiquitination. Gene Ontology annotation, molecular function: cysteine-type deubiquitinase activity. The record is from RefSeq and is a predicted model, not a curated record. NCBI's taxonomy places the organism in Eukaryota, Metazoa, Chordata, Actinopteri, Cichliformes, Cichlidae.
AAUGUGCGCUGCUUUUCGGUCUGGUUACUACCGUUUAUGUCAGAACCGGUGCCAUCAUGGCACCGGACACCGGUACCCAUCCCUACUCUUGGGUUAGUCAGACAUAUUCAACAGAGAACAGUAUUAUUAUCAUUUAAAUGUUGACACAUUUUGUUGUCUCAGUUGUGUGUAUUGUUGUUCUCCCAUCAACAACACAGAUUCAGACCACUUUCAAAAGCCAGCUCUUUGAAAAGACACUAAUGGCCCUUCACUGACACUUUUCCAUGUUUGCUUGUGGAGACAAACAGCUACAACAGGGCACGGUGGCAUCCUUGAGACUAAACUCAGCAGAUCCAUUUGUGCUUUGUGUCUAGACUUUUUGUUGGGUCAACAGUAUGUUUAGACAGUCUGACUCUCGGUUUGACACCUUAGCCAGACAGCUUAUGGUUUGAUUUAAGAGAAAAUAAACAGUCUGGUACAAGAUGGAGCUUUUCCUUGUUCUUUGGCAGAGAAGGGCCAGCCUUUUAAGUAGCUCAGGUUUACAAGCUGCUAUUGUAGUUCUGCCUGAUUGGUAGGUUUGUGGGUGUGCCAUAUCUGUCAGAGCAAUCAUUAUAGCAGGACUCUAAAACUACUGUUCACUGCCCCAGUACUAAACCUGCAGUGGUUUUUGAGUAUCACUACUCGGAUCUUUAAAUCCAAGAUGGCCUGUUAUUGUUUGGACCUUGAGGUUAACACAGAGAGAUGGUUCAGAUUUAAAUCAUCUGUUUUGUUUUCUAGCUGUGGCAGCUGGUUGACUACCACUUCUAAAGUGCUAUGCAGAUGUCAGCAUAUACUGUCUGGUCAUUUGUGUCUGAUAGACGUUCUGAUCUUUCUUCCAACUAAAUAGUCACUCAUAGCAACUGGCUGAGCCCUGACUUUCUCUGGCGAGUUUCACCAAGAGCUUAGAAUUGUUAUCUCACAAGUAAACUCAAAAGAUUGAUGAAUAUAGACCGCUAAAUCAAGAGCUUUGCUUUGUAGGUCAGCUUUCCCUCCUCAACCACCAUCUGAUGCUGAGGUUACGUCAAGCCACUAUAGGAACAAUGGGCAUCAGUGUUUAAUUGUUGACUUAAUUUGUUAGUUAUCUGAUAGUGUGACAGAAUAUACUCAAGUCAAGAUUCAUAUAUUACUUAGUGCUGGCUCUCCGCCAUAUUUCACAGUCUUUCUUAUCAGAGGGAAUUAGCUUAGAAAACCAUAAAGAUCAAUUUUCUCACCUGAACCAGUUGUGGAACUUUAGAUAUUUUCUUAGUUUAAUGUGAGUUUUAUGUUGUAUUUGUGAGGAACCAUGUAAAAAAACAUCCCAGAAAAGAGAAGAUGCCUUUUUUUACAUUUAUCUAAAAACUAAUUUCCAUCUCUAUCCCUGGCAAUGUAGGCACAGUAUUAAAUAUCUAAUAAAUAAACUAUUAUCUGCUUAUAUAUGAUAUAUAUAAUUUGCAGAUAUUUGUGUCUGACUUUGGCAUCUGUUCUCAAUAAUACAUGCAGAUUCUUAACCAAGCUAGCAAGACUGAGCUGAUAACUAGAGCUUGGUUACUUCUGGCUUCAAAAUCCAGACAGAUGGCUCUGUCAACUUUUUAUAUACAGUUUAUGGAUUCUAUUUGAUACCACAUGAACCUGGAGACAAUCUGACUAUGACAGAAAGAUGGAUUAAUGGGCAGAGCUGUAACUAUGUAGCUGCUUUAUAUUGAAGGAUCGCCUGCAUUCUUCCUUUAGUUCUGAAUCUGAAUCGGUGCUAGUAAGUCAAAGUAUGCUCUGUACGACGCGUGACUAUAGAAUGAAUAACGGCGCACGAACAGCAAUAAAAAGUAUGAAAUAUGUUGUUCCUAGAUUAAAUUUAAACAUUUGAGCGAGGAGAUAAUCAGCCUGAUGUGCCUAAGUAAUAGAACAGUCCUCCCAAGGUAACUGUACUCUGACUUCUCCCAGAAAACACUGCUCAGACUCAUUUGUCCCAAUUUUAGAUUAUGUAGCUUUUUGCAUCACAUAUCAGAAUACAGACCCUUCUCACAUUGCAGGUUUCUUCUUCAGGGAUUUAGACUCUUUCUCUCUCUCACACACACACACACACACAGACACACACAAGUGUUUAGUCUGCAGAUGGACUGUGCUCUUUGGUUACCGGUAUUUGUUGUGUACACACACUUGAGUCUGGGUUAUGAUAUUGUUGUUGGGUACAUGUUGCACUUCCUCCACUUCACACACCGGAUCAGCUAAAAUCAGCUUGUACUUAUGUUACUUUUGUCAGCAAUUCGCCUGUUUGAUGCAAUGUUGAAUUAUACUGCCCAUACGUGGAAGGGCAGGUACAGGACAUUUGGUUGUUUUAUUAACUACAUUCAUUGGGAAAUUUCUUUUUAGCAUGAAUAUAAUUCCGGGUGUCGGGUGAGCUGUCAUCAAAACCUUAUAGUCACAGGUGCUUAUAGUCAACAGACCUGUGUGAUCACAAGCAUUACUGUAACUUGUAGCUCUCAGUAUUUCUACAGCAGGUCUAUUUGGGGUUGCCUGAAUUGUAAAAUGUGACCAUCAUUCACUUAGAAAAAAGGAUGAGACAGAACAUUAAGUCCUCCUUACUCACAAUAAUUCCACCUUUGUGUGCCACCUGACUGCCAUCAUGGAAACACUUGUUUUUCUUUAACACUUUUUCUGUGAACUCCACGAAAAUCCAUGAGUGUACUCUGACACUAAGAGGGAUAGUCUGUAUUUAUCUUACUUUUGCAUUCCUCAACUAUGAACCUUAGACUUGAAUUUUUACCAUGAGUUUUGUUAUCUUAUUAGUAAUCUUUGGUAUUUUGAUGAAUGUCAUCAUUAAACAACUAGUUAUUACUCACUAUAACCCUUGUUACUUUUGUCUAAGUAAACCUGGAAUAGCCAACAGGAGUUAUUCCUGUGAUCUGUGACCUAAUUAAACACUUCAUUGAUGGGUUUACAGGAUUAAUUCAUAGUUUCAGGUCAGAGAAUGUUAUAUGGUGUUCAUUUUGUAACUUCUGUUACUAAUACAGUGUACCAUUUGGACAUUAGUUGUUGUUAAUCUGCUACAUGCGGACUGUAUGGGAUAUUUAGCAGACUGCUGAGCGGCACUCUGUGCUUGCUUGGGUACUGCUGAUAGAUCUAGGCUGUCAUUCUACUACACCCUCUCAUUAAGACAGACCAGAACUAACACUAAUGUGUCUUUGUCUUUGCUGGUGAUUCACCGGAAACGUCAUUAACAACCGUUUUUUUUAGGACUGCACAUCCUAAUUUUAGAACUACUUGUCCCUGCCAUCACAUUAAGAGUGUAUGCUGUCUUUCCCUUACAGCCGAUGUUUCUUCCUCACUUUAGCUAUUACCAUACUAUUACACAGAUUUUUAUACAGUAGUUGCCCUUAUGGGUGACUUUUGUGUCGUGAUCGAAAUGGAGAUGCGUAGUCUCCUUGGAGCACAGCGUUUAGUCCUUCAGACUGUAGCAGCAGCGCGGAGAAGGCUGGACUGACGUAGCCAGCACGGUUGGAGGCGGCCGCUGACGUUUGUUGUGGGCCGAUUUUUUUUCUUCACCCGAGCCCAAAGGGGGCGGGCCUGCAGUCCGGUAAAACGGAAUGGGAACACAAUGUGCAUUUAUUUGCAUUUACAGACCCACACCGCCGAAUGGACCCUCACCUGCGUAGAACGACACAGCGGCCAGUUGCUCUUAUAACACUCGGCUUUACCACGUGUUUGUCGCUUUUAGCGUGUUCAUUGCAGUCUGUAGUAGCACGGCGUGGAAGGAGAAGCCACAGGUCGUCUAUAUCGUUGAAUGAAUGACUACAAGCAGAGAAAGCUGGUGAAACGUGUGAUUGGCUUCCCUGAGAUAGAAAGCUCAUCAUCCAGUCAGCGGGAGCACUCGGAGACCUACGCCGUUGUCUGAGUAACUCGUACCGGUGAUCGGUUUCAUUCCUCCGCCAGCAUGCCGAGCAUGCGACAGUCCUACACGGUGACAGUUCCCGAGGAGCCGCCCGCCGCUGCUUUCCCGUUCCUAAAGCAGGAGAUGCGAAGAAAAGGCAGCAUGUCCGGGUCGGUGCUGGUGUCAACGUUCGUGGGGCUUAUCAUCAACCAAGCCAAGAAUUCAAAGAGCGCCCAAGGCCUGGUGGGACUGAAGAAUUUAGGAAACACUUGUUUCAUGAACAGUAUCCUGCAGUGUCUUAGCAACACACAAAGCCUGCGAGACUACUGCCUGCACAACUCCCACCGCAGAGACCUUAACAACAACAGCCGCACCAACACAGCCCUCAUGGAAGAAUUUGCCAAGCUGCUACAGACCAUGUGGACAUCAUCCAGCAGUGAGGCUGUCAGCCCGUCCGAAUUUAAAACACAGAUCCAGAGAUAUGCUCCCAGAUUUGUGGGAUACAACCAACAGGAUGCUCAGGAGUUCCUGCGCUUCCUCCUGGACGGCCUGCACAACGAGGUCAACAGGGUCACUGUGAGGCCGAGAGGCACUGUGGAGGACUUCGACCACCUGCCAGAUGAGGAGAAAGGGAAGAAGAUGUGGAGUAAAUACCUGGAGCGAGAGGACAGUAAGAUAGUAGACCUGUUUGUGGGACAGCUGAAGAGCUCAUUGACCUGCAGCCACUGUGGUUUCUGCUCCACUGUCUUCGACCCAUUCUGGGAUCUCUCUCUGCCUAUCGCCAAGAAGGGCUAUGGUGAGGUGAGUCUGAUGGACUGCAUGCGACUCUUCACCAAAGAAGACGUCCUUGAUGGGGAUGAAAAGCCGACGUGCUACAGAUGUAAAGCCAGGAGGAGAUGCACUAAAAAGUUCACAAUACAGAAAUUCCCCAAGAUUUUAGUGCUGCACCUGAAGCGCUUCUCUGAGGCACGAAGAACCAGCAAACUGUCCACAUUUGUUAACUUCCCCAUGAAGGAUCUUGACCUGCGGGAGUUUGCCUCUGAAAACAGCAUAAAUGCAGUGUACAACCUGUACGCAGUGUCCAACCACUCAGGCACCACUAUGGGCGGCCACUACACAGCCUACUGUCGCAAUCCCAGCUCGGGAGAAUGGUACACGUUCAAUGACUCCAG